Messenger RNA from Cricetulus griseus (Chinese hamster), 1527 nucleotides. NCBI's taxonomy places the organism in Eukaryota, Metazoa, Chordata, Mammalia, Rodentia, Cricetidae. The record is from RefSeq and is a predicted model, not a curated record.
AUGUGGGAACUUGUGGGUCUCUUGCUGCUCAUCCUGACCUAUUUCUUUUGGUCCAAGUCAAAGACACUUGGUGCCAAGUCCCCCAAGAGCCUCCCAUUCCUGCCCCUUGUGGGCAGCCUGCCGUUUCUCCCCAGACAUGGCCAUAUGCAUGUCAACUUCUUCAAGCUGCAGGAAAAGUAUGGUCCCAUCUAUUCUCUUCGUCUGGGAUCCACAACCACAGUGGUCAUCGGCCAAUAUCAGCUGGCCAAGGAAGUGCUUGUUAAGAAAGGAAAAGAAUUCUCCAGUCGGCCCCAAAUGGUGACGCUAGGCCUCUUGUCGGACCAAGGAAAAGGCAUCGCCUUCGCUGACUCCGGUGGCCCCUGGCAGCUGCACCGGAAGUUGGCGCUCAGCAGCUUUGCCCUGUUCAGGGACGGUGACCAGAAACUAGAGAAGAUCAUAUGUCAGAAAGCCAGCUCACUGUGUGACUUGCUGCUCACCCACAAUGAGGAGUCCAUAGAUCUUUCCCUGCCUAUCUUCAACUCAAUAACCAACGUCAUCUGUGUCAUCUGCUUCGGCAUCUCUUAUGAGAACAGGGAUCCGAUACUUAAGACCAUUAAGAGUUUUACAGAAGGCAUCCUGGACAACAUAGGCCACAAUAAUCUGGUGGACAUAUUCCCUUGGUUGCAGAUUUUUCCCAAUAAAACCUUGAACAAGAUAAAGAAAAACAUUAAAAUUCGAGAUGAAGUUCUGAGUGAAAUACUAGAAAAAUGCAAGGAGAAAUUCAACAGUGACUCCAUGUCCAGCUUGAUGGACCUUCUAAUACAAGCCAAGAUGAAUGCCGACAAUAACAACACCAGCGAAGACCAGGGCUCGAGUGCAUUGUCAGACAAGCACAUCCUUUCCACAAUAGCAGACAUCUUUGGCGCUGGCAUAGAGACCACAGCCUCUGUGUUGCGCUGGAUUAUUGCUUUCCUGCUGCACAAUCCUGAGGUGAAGAAGAAGAUCCAAAAGGAGAUUGACCAGAAUAUAGGUUUCAGUCGCACACCAACUUUCAAUGACCGGAAUCACCUCCUCAUGCUGGAGGCCACCAUCCGAGAAGUGCUUCGUAUCCGGCCGGUGGCCCCCAUGCUCAUCCCCCACAGGGCUAACAUUGACUUGAGCGUUGGUGAGUUUAGCAUCCCCAAGUUCACAUCCGUGGUCAUCAAUCUGUGGGCACUGCAUCACAAUGAGAAGGAAUGGGACCAGCCAGAUCGGUUCAUGCCUGAGCGCUUCUUAGACCCAACGGGAAGCCAUCUCAUCACACCCUCAUUAAGCUACCUGCCCUUCGGAGCUGGGCCCCGCUCCUGCAUCGGAGAGGUUCUGGCCCGUCAGGAGCUCUUCCUCUACAUGGCCCACCUGCUGCAGAGGUUUGACCUAGAUGUCCCAGAUGAUGAGCAGCUGCCUUGCCUAAAGGGUGACCCCAAGGUGGUCUUUCUGAUCGAACCCUUCAAAGUGAAGAUCACAGUGCGCCAGGCGUGGAAGGAUGCCCAGGCAGAGGUUAGCACCUAG